Hypoxylon trugodes is the source of this 3001-nucleotide messenger RNA. Its product is annotated as YL1-domain-containing protein. The record is from RefSeq and is a predicted model, not a curated record. The transcript has 2 exons. Lineage: Eukaryota; Fungi; Ascomycota; Sordariomycetes; Xylariales; Hypoxylaceae. Gene Ontology annotation, biological process: regulation of DNA-templated transcription; chromatin remodeling. Bases 157 to 2922 code for a protein of 921 amino acids. Gene Ontology annotation, molecular function: ATP-dependent H2AZ histone chaperone activity. Gene Ontology annotation, cellular component: nucleus.
GCCGUUCAAACUUCAAUCUCAACUAGUCAACAAACAGACGCGAAGCAAACUAUCUGUACGAAUUACGAGUUACGUUAGAAGACCCUUUUUAUCCCAUACAAAUGAUUUAAUUCGAAAGGUGGAAGUGUUGGUUGACAAGGUCUGCAUUCGCGAAAGAUGGCGACCGGAGAGGAUGAGGAGCGCAUGCAAAUAGACGAAAAUGAGCCCGAUCGCGAUGCCGUAGUUUCGAGUAGCGAAGAUGACGACUCCGACAAUGAGGACGAGUCCCCACAACCUGUUGAGUGGUUAGCGACAGGAAGGGAAAGACGAUCUACUGCUGGUAAUCGUAUGAAGUCCAUGAUCGCUGCAGAAGAACCUGACGACGAUCUCGAACUACUUUUCGCCGAAGAUGAGGAUGAUGCAGGCUUCACGGAUGUCGGUGACGAUGCUUCCGAUGUACAAAUGGACUCAUCGUCGGACGAUGAAGAUGCGCAAGAGGCUGCUGAUGAUUUGGAGGGUGAAAAAGAGCUAGAGAAACAGGUGCGAGAGAGUAGGCAGGCAGCGAGAAAACGAAAAGCCCAAGAAGCGAUACCGAUCAAGUUUCGCAAGAAGGUUAAAAUCGUGCCUACGCCGUCGAGAAGUUCGGUAGUACCAGAACCCAAGCCGCGACCCAAAAAGAAAUCCGAAAGAACGAGUUGGCUACCAUCCCCGGCCGACAUGCCUACGCGAGCUUCCAAACGAGAAACCACGAUGCUGAGUAAGGAGCAACUGCAUCAACAGAUGAUCGAACGAGAAGUGAAGCGUCUAAAACAAGUCGAAGCUAUGGAGAGAAAGGCAAAAAAGAUGGAAGCUUUGAAGAAGCCGCCCAUGACACAAGCAGAGAGAUUAGCUGAAGCGGCUAUCGUGGAAAAGAAGAAUUCGAAGAGUUUAAAUCGCUGGGAGGAGGCUGAGAAGCAGCGUGAGGAGGAACGGAGGGCGAAAUUGGCUGCGCUGAACAAUAGGACUCUUGAUGGUCCUGUGGUCACUUUCUGGAGUGGAGUAGGUGAAUGGGUUGAUGGAAAAUUGAAGCAUGUUGGAAAGGUUGUCACUAUUGAAGAUAAGCCCGCCAAGAAGAAGCGAGCCUCUACCACCGGGCAGGAAUUAUCAAUAGAGUCUCCGAAGGAAGAAUCUGAUAAACCUAAAGAACCAGUAUCGACAGCCACAAACGAUGCCAGCUCAGUGUCAACUAAAGCUCCAGAAGCGAAAGUGAAUGAACCUAGUAAAGAAGGGUCGGCACCAGCUCUAGCGGGCCCUAAAGAUGCCACAUUAGAAGGCGGGAAAACGGCGACUUCUAUAAUUACGAAUACACCAGAUCAGCCAAUACCACCCGUGGUAACCGGUACGGCAUCGGCUGAGUUGGCAUCACUCUCCAAAGACAAAGCGCCUGCACCUUCACCCGCAGGCCUGAGCCAGGCUCAAAUUCAGCCUCCGACCCAGAUCUCAGAACCGAAAUUACCGGAAACCAAACUUUCUGAGGUUAGGCCGCCAGAUAUACGACCACCAUCGACAGGUGUCUAUACAACCAGCAUGUUUGCGCCUCCCCAACCAUCUCAACUUAUGAAGCCUCCAGAGCUGAAACCGCCUUCGAAUAGCUUUUUAGCCCCCCCAGCAGGAAUUUCUCAGGGUGGUCUUUCUAUGCCUAUGAUCGGAUAUCACUCCACGCCUAAUAUUAGCAACCAUUCGGCGGUUCUCGCGCCCCCUAAUACCGCACAGAGACAAUCACCUCUCUCGAUGCCCCAAACGGGAGCACGUCCCCCUCCUCCCGUAUCGGCUCCUCACUUCACUCAACCAUUAACACAACCCACACCAACCACCUCUACACCUACAUCCAUACGUACGCCGACACCGGCACCUACAGUGACACCCAUUCCAUUAUCUACGUCGAUCUCCACACCAGCGCCAGCACCAUCACCUACACCUACACCUUUACCCCCGCAAGCAUCGACAUCGACCCUUGCACAGAAACCUACGCCAACUGUUCGGCGUAAUUACAAAAAUCUUCUAGGUGCGACUAAGUCCUCUAAGGCUGAUGUGCAGAAGCACCCGCCUAAAGAGACUUCACCACCGCCACCACCGCCGCCCCCCGCUAAUGGCAAAGCUACGCGAAAUUGUAUUAUCUUACAGAAUUUCGACGAGAAUGCUGUGAAGGAAAAGUCUGUACAGAAUCGAAUUCUGUUUGCCAAAGAUAUGGCUAAACUCCCUAAACCUGCUCCGGUGCCUCGUUGUGCUAUCACUAAUCACCCAGCUCGCUAUAAGGACCCUAAGACUGGGUUAUUAUAUUAUAAUUCUUACGCAUUCCAAGAGAUACGAAAGCUAUGGAGUGGCGAGUAUAAGUGGAGCAGAGUUGGCGCGUGGAUGGGUAGCGGAUCAUUUGCCGCGACUGGUGUACCGACUCGGUUCCUUGACCCAUCUGCACCCGGACCACCGAAGAAGACGGAUGUCCCAGAAGAGCCCAAAGAGGAUGCUCCUGAGUCGAAUAAGGAAUCAGGCAAGGGGCCUGAGCCUGAACCAGCUGUCGCAACUACCCCGGUUACACCAGUAGGCCCGGCUGCAUCGACCACGCCGAGUGUGUCUGGUCAACAAACAAAUCAAGCAGGUAUCGCGGUUGCGGCGCCACCCAAGGCAGACGUUACUCUAAGCCAGCCGUCAACCACAACUCAAGCUCCGGUCCCGGCAGCUCCUACCCAAAGCCUACCCGGGGCACCCGUAACUUUAUCGACCCCGGUUUCGGUUGCUCCUCCAUCUGAGAGUUCGAAGGAAUUUCCAAACCCUGCUUCAGCGUCAACAGCCCCAACAACAGUUCCAGUUAGCACCGCAGGGCCAGCAGUCUCAGUACCGGUGUCAACUACAGCACCUACCGCACCGGUAGUAUCUGCCCCUGUACCUGCUACUACGUCAAGCUAGAUAGCAAGAGGGAUGCAAUUAUAGCAGUCCAAAUGAGUCCAUAAAGGGUAUCAUUCUUUAACUAAUAGUAGAUAUGUAC